Python bivittatus (Burmese python) is the source of this 4028-nucleotide messenger RNA. The record is from RefSeq and is a predicted model, not a curated record. Lineage: Eukaryota; Metazoa; Chordata; Lepidosauria; Squamata; Pythonidae.
CCCUGUUUACUUACAUCUUCCCAUAUGGUGACUUUGGAAAAUUCCUCCCUGCAUAGAAAAGGACAGGAAAUUCUCUUUGGGAGAGAAGUUGAUUUUUUUUUCUUUCUUUCUCUCUCUCUCUCUCCCCCCUCCCUUACUAGUUCUGCUGAUCACAUCUGGAAAGCCUCUGACUCGGGAAAGGGGGAAAGUGUUCGGCACUCGGCGUGCAUAAUUGAUAUGGCAUGAGCAAACGGAGCCUUUGGUGGGGGGGACAAGAGAGACACUUUUUCCAGACACUUCCAUCACUGUCCACAAAGUCGAGUGGAAAUGUUCCUGAAGUUCCUAUUCCUGUUUCCCGUGCUGUGGCUAUUGGUGUUUAACUUCAGCAGGAUUCAAGGCCAGAACAACGAAGACAGCAACGAGUUCCCAGAAAAUUCCCCUGAGCUACUCAGUCAGCAACAUAAUUCCUUGGCUCCAGAUUGUCCUAAAAAAUGCACUUGCAACUCGGAAGGGAUUGUGGAUUGUGGUGGAUUUUCACUGAAAGAAUUUCCCAUGGAUGUCCCAGAAAUGACAAGCCACCUUUCCUUACAGAACAACCAGAUAGAAAAAAUAAUUCCAGAAGAGCUUGCACGUCUCCAUAAACUAGAAACACUGAAUUUACAAAACAACAGACUGACAUCCAAAGGACUUCCAGAGAAUACAUUUGACCAGCUGGAGAAUCUGAAUUACCUGUACCUUGCAAAUAACGAGCUCACAGUGGCUCCAAAAUUCCUUCCACGGACUUUGAUCAGUGUGGAUUUUGCUGCCAAUAAUCUCACUAAAAUUUAUGAUCUCACGUUUGGACAAAAACCAAACCUGAGGUCAGUCUACCUUCACAACAAUAAGCUUGAUGAUGCCGGAUUACCAGAAAGCAUGUUCAAUGGUUCUGACAAUGUGGAGGUCUUGAUCAUGUCCAGCAACUUCUUAAAAUAUGUUCCAAAGAAUCUUCCACGAGCAUUGUAUAAGCUACAUCUUAAGAAUAACAAAUUGGAGAAGAUUCCUGCAGGAGCUUUCAGUGAGCUGUCAGAACUUCGAGAGAUAUAUUUGCAGAACAAUAAAUUAACCAAUGAGGGGAUGGACAAUGAAACCUUCUGGAAACUCUCAAGCCUUGAGUACCUGGAUUUGUCUAGCAAUAAUCUUUCCCAGAUCCCACCUGGUUUGCCUCGAAACAUUGUUCUUCUCCACUUAGAGAAGAAUUCAAUAAGAUCAAUUGGCAAUGAUGUCUUGACCCAAAUCAAGAACCUGGAAUAUCUACUGCUUCACAAUAACAAACUGAAGGCCCACGAGAUCCAUCCACUGGCUUUUCAUGGUCUGAAGAAAUUGCACACUGUUCAUUUAUAUAACAACCUGCUGGAAAAAAUCCCCAGCGGGCUGCCCAGACGAGUAAAAACUCUUAUGAUUCUCUACAACCAGAUUUCAGAAAUUGGCAGGGAGGAUUUUGCUACCACUUAUUUAAUGGAGGAACUAAACCUGAGUUACAAUAAGAUCACUAGCUCAAAGAUUCAUCGGGAGUCUUUCCGUAAACUGAGGCUACUGAAGUCCUUGGAUCUUUCUGGCAAUAAACUCCGCACCAUGCCUUAUGGCUUCCCCAAGAAUUUGCAAAGCCUGAAGUUAAAAAUGAAUUUGAUCAGCUCCAUUCCCAAGGGCACACUUUCUGGAAUGUCAAAGCUACAGGAGCUGUAUCUGAGCGCCAAUAAAUUGAAAAUCAGUUUAAUUCACAGUGGAUCAUGGAGAGAUCUCACCAGUCUUAAGAUACUGGACAUGGCUGCCAAUCAUCUGACUUCCAUUCCAUCUGGUUUACCAGAAUCUCUUGAAUAUCUGUAUCUUCAGAGCAACAAGAUCAGCACUGUGCCAGAGGAUGCUUUUGACUCCACCCCCAAUAUAAAGGGAAUUUAUCUCAGGUUUAACAAGAUUGCGUUCAGUGCUGUGAAAGAAAGCACCUUCCAAAGACUGAAGCAUCUGCAAGUGCUGGACAUUGAAGGAAACUUUGAAUUCAGUGACCCUUUGAAAAAUGAGGAUCAUUCAGAUGAGGAAAUGGAGGAAGAGGAAGAGGAUUAAUGGGAAGUGGAGUUAAAAUGAAAACACAUCUUUACUGACCCAAGCAUAUCACAUGGUAGAAGAUUAAGUUACAUGCUUUUCUAAGGACACACCUAAAUUAUCUCAUUUACUCAACCCACACUUUUGUGACAAAAACAAAGCUCUUUAUGGCCCCAUCCCAUGAAUGGCUAAGUUAGCAAAUAAACAUAUAAUUCACAAGUCUACAACAUCAUAAUUGGUGACAUCAAGUAAUAAGGAUAGUAUAUCUGCAUUGGCACAGCAGUGUCACAUCCGUCAUGGCUUUCAAGCUACAUCACACCACAGGUUGAUUCUGCGCUGACCAGUUCUGGAUUUUGUGGCUCAGAUAUAUUGUAUUUACUUGAUAGGAAGACAAAAUGUGUUUUGUUUUGUUUUUCUCAUCCAAUUAAUUAUCUGUAUAUUGGAAGGGAGAAUGUCUUAGCAUUGACUGAAAGUAAAGGAGACUCUCCUUUAAAAGCAGCAAACAGAUGGGAAGUGAAAAUAUCUGUAACAGAGAAGUAUCUACUCCACCCCACCCCAUCCCACCCCUGUGCAACAUAUAUUCUCCUCCAUUCAUACAGCAAAAAUAAUUCCUCACUCCUCUGAAAAAACUGGUGACAUCACCAUCUCAUUACCUGAAGACCUCCUGUGGCCCACAAGAUGGUUAGCAAGAUGAAUUUGUGGCCUCCCAGACUGAAAAAUGCUGCCCCAGUCUAAAGGCCCAUGAAAGUAUCUACAACAUUUUUAAAGAAGCAUGUCAAUGACUGAACUGCAGAAAUGGGCAACCAAUGGGCCUCCCUAUACUGCUGAAUUAAAAUACUGUAUCACUCACCAUCUGCCAUCUUAGUUAAGGCACUAGAAAUUGAAGGUCACUACCAUCUGGAGAGCCACACUGACCGUUCUUGCUUUAGUUGUAAAAUGGUUAAAUAUGUGAGUUACUUUGGCUAUGUGCAUUUCAGAGUAUUAUUCACUCUGAGUCACUGGGUAGACCAGGCUUUAUAAAAUUUAAACAAAUUACUAGCAUGAUCAGCUUUUAAGUGGCUGUCUCCUAGUUGCAACUUGAAUUUGUUGUUUGGCUGAUUGCAUUUUGAAUGGUAGCCACUGAUAUUAUGGACUGGGAUACAAAUGAAAUAAACGAUUUCCUCCCUACAGAUUUAUAGCAUUGCUGGAGUGACAAAUCACUAAUAAAAUGCUCUAAGUCACCAGUGAACAAAUGGUCAAAUAAAUUCUAGGGUGGGAUAAAAUGUAAUGAUUACAUAAAUACCAUUUUGAUUUCAUAUUCAUCAGGAACUAAUUCAGCAAAAUGGAAUGUCUCCUUGGAUUGCCUAUCUGUCUCAGUCUGUUUCUCCCUGACGGUCCAUAAAGAUACAAAGCACUUAACAGGAAACGCAUCCCAUGAAAGUAUUCAGCCUUUCUGAUCCUUUGCCAAGCUAAGCCAAGACAGUCUGCUAAUAUCAGGGCAGUGGGGUGACCCUCCUCAAGUCUUAUUAUUUCUAUUUCAUUUUUUUUGAAGUGCUUCUUGGGUCAUCAGGGAUUUUGUGAAAAUUUACAAAAGCUGGCUUUUGUUUACUUAAAAAAAAAAAAACUCCCACCAUUUUCACUUAUUAAUAAAAAUUAGACUCUUUAGAGUUAAGGCCCCAAUGCAAGGUUACUGGGUCAAUGCAUUUCAUCGAACAGCUACACUGAAUCAUGGAAGGAGGGGAGCAUCUCCUGUGGCUUCACUGUAAGUCCAGCGUGAGGCACCUCAGCCAUCAAACAGCAGCCAGUUCAGCAUUGUCGCAUUGGACACCUGCUCAGUAUGUAUAUAUUUGGAUUUUAAGAAAGGAAUUCUAUUAUGGCUGGAUCCCAUUUUUUAAUUUAUCCCCUUUCCCAAAGCCAGAAAUAUGCCUCACCUGAAGACUUAAAAUACCAAUUUAUUCUGUUUUGUGAAAAUUAAAAUAUAUGUUUGCUUUUGA